AUGGCCCGCCAAAACCAUGUCCUUUUUUCGAUAUUCUUAAUGUUGUUCAUCAUUAUUAUUCCUUCUGUUCCUUGUUAUGGCACAUCCCAAGAGGACCCACUAAAAAUAUAUGGUUCUGAUGAUGACUCGCCUUUCAACAACUUCGAUGAUGGUGGGACAUUCCACAACUUGAUACAGCAAAACACACAAGUGCUGAGCUUAAACAGGUUUGUUAAGUUGGCUGUCACGUCUCCUUCAGUUUCCAAGUUUAAUGUCAACGAUUUUGGAGCUAAAGGGGAUGGUAAAAGCGAUGACACAGAGGCUUUCAAUAAGGCUUGGCAAGCUGCAUGUUCUUCUGGGAGAGCCAUAAUUCUUGUGGUUCCUUCCAAUUAUAAUUAUCUUCUCAAGCCUGUCAGAUUCUCAGGUCCCUGUAAUUCUAGCAUUACCAUCCAGAUUUCUGGGACACUUGCAGCAUCAGAGAACUCAUCGGAUUACGCCCAAGACCCACAACACUGGCUUUUGUUCGAGAGUGUUCAGAACCUAACAGUUCAAGGUGGUGGAACCAUCAAUGGAAAUGGGGAGACGUGGUGGCAAAACUCCUGCAAAAAGAACCCGAGUCUUCCUUGCGAGAGCGCCCCCACGGCUGUGACUUUCUAUGAUUGUGAGAAUCUGAUAGUAGAAAACUUGGAGAUUAAAAAUGCACAACAAAUCCACGUGAACAUUCAAGAAUCCACGAACGUUAAGGUUUCUGGUGUUACAGUGAGUGCACCAGAGGAUAGCCCCAACACUGAUGGAAUUCACAUCACCAAUACCAGAUACAUCAAAAUCUCAAACUCGCUUAUAGCCACAGGAGAUGAUUGUUUGUCAAUAGAGAGUGGAACCCAAAAUUUACUAGCUACUGGCAUAAGCUGCGGACCCGGCCAUGGUAUCAGUAUUGGAAGCUUAGGGGAGACCGGAACGGUGGAACUUGUGUCUGGAAUAACAGUGAAUGGAGCUAAGCUUUCUGGAACUACAAAUGGAGUUAGAAUUAAGACUUGGCCAGGAGGGGAAGGAAGUGCAAGCAACAUCAAGUUUCAAAAUAUUACAAUGGAAAAUGUGACUAACCCCAUAAUAAUAGACCAGAACUACUGUGACCAGGAGACUCCUUGCAAACAGGAGAACUCAACCGUGAAAAUCAGGAAUGUGCUGUACGAGAACAUAAAAGGAACGAGUGCUUCUGAUGUUGCAGUGAGCUUGAACUGCAGCCAAAGCUUUCCGUGCCAGGGGAUUGUGUUGCAGAACAUAGACCUCCAAGAUGAAGAUGGACAAAUUCCCAAAGCUUCAUGUGAAAGUGCCAUCUUGUCCUACGUUGGAUCCGUUUCCCCACGUUGCCCAUAG
Neltuma alba is the source of this 1356-nucleotide messenger RNA. RefSeq names its product polygalacturonase-like. Gene Ontology annotation, molecular function: polygalacturonase activity. Bases 1 to 1356 code for a protein of 451 amino acids. Gene Ontology annotation, biological process: carbohydrate metabolic process. The transcript has 9 exons. The record is from RefSeq and is a predicted model, not a curated record. NCBI's taxonomy places the organism in Eukaryota, Viridiplantae, Streptophyta, Magnoliopsida, Fabales, Fabaceae.